AGCCCUCGCUCGCACGCACGCAUGCUCCUGCUCCCGUCCUCGCGCCCCUCUCACGACACUUGCCGCCGCUCCCGGGCCGGCCGAGCCGCUGCCGGCGCGCGGUGCAUUGUGGGACCCGGGUCGAGCCCGCCGCCGCCGCCGGAGGGAAGCGAGCCGAGGCCGCGACCGGGAGAAAACGCCGGAGUGGCCGCCGGAGAGGAGCCGAGUCCUCAGCCUCCGCCGCCGGAGAGGCCCGCCCACCCGCUCGCGCCGUCCCUGCCCCGUUCACAAUGCAGCCUGCUUCUGCGAAAUGGUACGAUCGAAGGGACUAUGUCUUCAUUGAAUUUUGUGUUGAAGACAGUAAAGAUGUUAAUGUAAACUUUGAAAAAUCUAAACUUACAUUCAGCUGUCUUGGAGGAAGUGAUAAUUUUAAACAUUUAAACGAAAUUGAUCUUUUUCACUGUAUUGACCCAAAUGAUUCCAAGCAUAAAAGAACGGAUAGGUCAAUUUUAUGUUGUUUACGAAAAGGAGAAUCUGGCCAGUCAUAGCCAAGGUUAACAAAAGAAAGAGCAAAGCUUAAUUGGCUUAGCAUGGACUUCAAUAAUUGGAAAGAUUGGGAAGAUGAUUCAGAUGAAGACAUGUCUAAUUUUGAUCGUUUCUCUGAGAUGAUGAACAACAUGGGUGGUGAUGAGGAUGUAGAUUUGCCAGAAGUAGAUGGAGCAGAUGAUGAUUCACAAGACAGUGAUGAUGAAAAAAUGCCUGAUCUGGAAUAAGGAAUGUCGUCAGCACCGGAAUUUGAGAAAGAAAAAAAAAUAACUUCUCUGCAAGAUUUCAUAAUUGAGAGAAUUCCUGAGUUGGUAUCUCUAAAGGCAGAUGCUGUAUUUGCCUCCUUAACCCAUUUUUCAACCUGUUUUUUUUUUUUUUUAAGGCUUCACUAAGGGUUGAUAUGUACCAUUGUAUGGGGCAAUUUUAAGUCAGCUAAGGCAAUAACCUUAUGCAUGAACAUUUCCCAGAUUUCUCUGACACUGUUGAGGUCCUAGGCAAUUGAUACAGUGGUUAUGACAAAACAUUUCACCUAAGUCUCCUUCACUUCAUAACAUAGAUAACUGACAUGAUAGGAAGCUCUUGACUUAGGGAACGAUAACUAGAUUUUAGAACAUGGACUCAAAGUGGCUGAAACAAAUUGGUUGAAACCAUAAAUUGGUAACCUUGUUCCUCUGGUAUGUCCUUCAGGAUUGUUUCACUAAAGUUUUAUUUUUUAAAAAUUUACUUUACAUUAUUGUAUGUAAGUAAUCACUUGUCAGUGUUCCAGAUGUAUCUUAGCUAAAACUAGUGUAUGCCCUAUUUAGAUGGUUUUUGAAGCCUGUACAUUUGGUAUUGUUUGACCCUUAAACUUUUACAUCUCUUAGCAUGGAGGACGAAGAAAGCUGUACAUUGUUGCUUAAGAGUCUGUACAUUUAGACCAAAUUUGUAUUUGCACUGUCAGUACGGCUAAUGAGUGAAAAAAUGUUAAUACACUAUUGGAUUUUUUAUCUUUUUUUUUUUAAUUCAGCUUGUAUCAGGGCUGAAAACCUCAAUUUAUGUUCAUGACAGUGGGGAUUUUUUUUUAAUGUCUACAUUCUUUCU
Sorex araneus (European shrew) is the source of this 1605-nucleotide messenger RNA. RefSeq names its product prostaglandin E synthase 3-like. Lineage: Eukaryota; Metazoa; Chordata; Mammalia; Eulipotyphla; Soricidae. Gene Ontology annotation, cellular component: cytosol; nucleus. Gene Ontology annotation, molecular function: prostaglandin-E synthase activity; Hsp90 protein binding; protein-folding chaperone binding. Gene Ontology annotation, biological process: chaperone-mediated protein complex assembly; telomere maintenance via telomerase; telomerase holoenzyme complex assembly. The record is from RefSeq and is a predicted model, not a curated record. The transcript has a single exon.